AUGGCACCAAUCCGUCUUGGAAUAAUCGGCUUGAACGCCUCUAGCAGUUGGGCUGUCAAUGCCCAUUUACCAUACUUGCGCAAAUCCUCGAAAUAUAUCAUCACAGCGUUAUGCAAUUCUUCUGCAGAUAGCGCUCGUGCUGCCAUCAAGGCUCACUCACUUGCGGACAACGUCGCAGCAUACGGCUCCCCAGAAGACCUCGCCAAGGACCCCAAUGUUGAUCUUGUAGUAUGCUCUGUCCGAGUCGACAGACACUAUCAGACUUUGCUCCCAUCAGUCAAAGCCGGGAAGGAUGUUUUCUGCGAAUGGCCACUCGGAAAGAAUCUCGCAGAAGCCGAGGAGCUCGCAAAGAUUGCGAAGGAGUCGGGGUCCAAGACUAUGAUCGGAUUGCAAGCCCUCAGCUCGCCAUUUAUCAAAAAAGUCAAAGCGUUAAUCGAUGAAGGCAAGAUUGGGAAGGUCCUCAGCUCAACAUUCACUGGAGCUGCAUACAAUGGCGGGCCACAGGAAUGGGCAGAACUACGCUAUAUUACGACUAGAGAGAUUGGAGGCAAUGUCCUCACCAUACACUUCAUGCACUCAAUCGAAGGUGUCUUCCAAGUUCUCGGCGACCUAGCAACCUAUAGCUCUAUCAUCGACACCAAGCGCCCGAAAGUCGAUCUCACAGACAAGGUCCUGACUGAUCCGUCCCGCAAGGUUGUCGAAACGGUCACUCGGACUUCGCCAGACCAGUUUCUCGUACAGGGACACUUCAAGUCUGGAGCUCUCUUCUCAUAUCACCUGCGCGGUGGAAAGUCGUUGCCAGGCGAGGGCCAAGGCCUCGAUUGGCGCAUCUACGGUGAGACUGGAGAGAUAAAACUUACAGCUGGGGGUGCGAUGAUGAACGUUGGACACCCUGAUACCAAGAUACAGCUAUACCAAGACGGCGGCGAACUUGUGGAGGUACAGGCCGACAAGGACGAAUGGUCUGAGCUGCCUCAACCAGCACAGAAUAUUGCGCGUAUAUAUGAAGCUUUCGCAGAUGGAAGGACAGACAAUUACUUGGACUGGGAGACCGCCGUCGUUCGUCAUAAGCUGAUUGAUGAGCUGUACAGGAGAGAAGCAGCAGGUGCUCAGGACAGCGUGGCAGAAUACAUCAAGUAG
Pseudovirgaria hyperparasitica is the source of this 1140-nucleotide messenger RNA. RefSeq names its product NAD(P)-binding protein. The transcript is spliced from 2 exons. The coding region runs from base 1 to 1140 and encodes 379 amino acids. Lineage: Eukaryota; Fungi; Ascomycota; Dothideomycetes; Acrospermales; Acrospermaceae. Gene Ontology annotation, molecular function: nucleotide binding. The record is from RefSeq and is a predicted model, not a curated record.